Molecule: messenger RNA, 1041 nt
Organism: Rubroshorea leprosula
Lineage: Eukaryota; Viridiplantae; Streptophyta; Magnoliopsida; Malvales; Dipterocarpaceae
Source: the annotation of a GenBank genome assembly
GCCGUUUCGCCAUCCGGAACUCCGAUUAAACUUUGGUCACUGUGACCGCCACUGACGGCAUUGGUAAAGAGCCUGAGAAACAAGUAACUGAAAGCGGGACACGCCGUGAGAUCUUCCUUACUCCUUCCUUUUACCUGCUUGAUUGAUUACUGUUUUAUUUCUGAGAUUUCCUUCUUUUCUUGUCGCAGCUUGGGAGGAAGAUUUUUUUUUUUUUUUUAAUUUAAAUUUUCUACCUUUAAGCACCCUUUCUUUGUUUAAAUUUGGAUGGACGAUGAUCCCUUUUAUAUUUGAAUUAGCUUUUGGGAAGUGGCAAGCUGGGACGGAACCAACGGUGCAAGGGAUCGUCCGUAUAGAGCUACUGAGUUAAUAGCGCAUGUGAAGCUCCAUUGUGCUGUCGCUUUGCUGCUACUGUGCAGUCAUGUUGCAGCUCUCGCGUCUUUCCAUUUGCUGCUACUUUGGCAGCUUGAACACCACAACUCCAACAUUUAGGAUGUUGAGAGCAAAGCUUGUACGAGCAUUGGGCGUUACGACCCUUGCUCUGUCUCUAUUUCUUGAUGCUUCUGUUGCGCAAGGCCAAAACAAGCCCUGUGCUCCUUCUUCCUGUGGAAACCUUAGUAUCCGUUACCCUUUUCGUUUAAGUAGCGAUCCUAUUGAGUGUGGUUACCCAGGGUAUGAAUUAGUUUGUGAGAGCAAUCGCACAACUUUCCUCACCCAAUCUUGGGAAUUCUUUGUGGAGGAAAUAUCUUAUGAUAGGUAUACACUUCGCCUGGUGGAUGCCAGUCUGGAUCUUCAUAGGAAUGCAUGCUUUAUCCCUCGUAAUUCCUUCCUAGUUAAAGGGGACUUUGAGAAUAGAUAAGAAGAGACCUAUUAUAACUCCCUCUUCAACAAACUAGAAAAAACUAGAAAUAAAUUGAACCAAUGAAGUUGAGAAGAACAAGAGCUGAGUUAAAAGCAUGAAUGAGCUGCCAAAGGAUUCAUGGAAAGUUCAGUUAUCAGACUUCGAAAAAUGUUGAUCUACUGGAAUACAGAUAAACAACAUCA